Linum trigynum is the source of this 4242-nucleotide messenger RNA. The record is from the annotation of a GenBank genome assembly. NCBI's taxonomy places the organism in Eukaryota, Viridiplantae, Streptophyta, Magnoliopsida, Malpighiales, Linaceae.
UCGGAGUCAAUCAUUAUGCAGGUCAAACAUUCUCUACAGACAUUCUAUACCUAGGAGAGUCGUCAGCAGUCAAGAUAGGGAGGACGAAGUUCAAGGUCUGGGCUUGUUAUGAGCUGAAGUUACGACGAGUCCUUAGGUUGUCGCGAUGAACAAAUUUUGAGGUCAAAAUUUUUCGCAAGGAGGGAGGAAAUGUGAUAUCUCGAUUUUGGAUUUAGGUUCAACAACAACUACAGGGGAAUUUGAUCAACAUGUCCAGUUAAGUCGUCAUUUUUUUCAUCACUUUCGAAUGAAGUUAUGAAAUGAAAAUGACAGUGAGUCACCCAAGGUUAUACGAGUGCUACAAGCUAAGAAAAUGUAUAUGAUCAAAGGUUACUAGCGAAUUUGUUAUGGUAGAAAUAAAUGAUCAUGGGAAUGAAGAUUAAGAAGGGUUUCGACGGGAGGAUGAAUUCCGAGCAAAUUUCGGGGAUGAAAUUUUUAUAAGGGUGGAGGAAAUGUUACACCCCGACCUUUGGGUUCAGGUUCGACCAUAAUACGUGAACGGUUGGAUUAACGGUUACGUACUAAGGAUUGCAACCGCGGAUUAGGAAUAAUAAUAAUAAUUAUUAUUAUUAUAAAAAAGGAAUUUGGCGGGGAGGGCGCUCAACCCAUAAUGUAUUUUCGCCAAAAUCCCAUCCCCAUUCACUAAAUCAGCUGCCCUCCCCAUUCUUUCCUUAGAGGCCCUCUUCCCAAAUCACUUCCCCCAUCCACCGCCUCCCGAAAUCCCUAGCGAGAAGAAGCCAAAAACCACCGGGUCGCUUUGCAUUCUGGUCAUGAGGCCGGACGAGAGCGAUGGAACAGUGAAGUUGCUGUCUGAGUCCUUUGUGGAGUCCAUGAUGCUGCCCGAUUGCUACUUGCCUUUGAUUAGUUAUUUGGGGGAAGCAAGGUUUCCAAGACGUAGGCUGGUGGUGGUACUGUAGCCUUCGAGUAUUGUUGUCAUGGCGGCGACGUCUGGAGAGGCUAACCGAUUGUGGACGAUAUGACUGUGAUGAGAACUUGGAUUGUAGGUAAGCCAAUCAGUUCCUCACGUACGUUAACUAAAGGAUUUCAUGGGAUUAGUGAAUUAAUUGGACCAAGUGAUCCUUUGUCCGGAUGUGAAGGGGUUAUUGUUUGCACGAGAAGAAAGAAGUGCUCUCCGCCACUCACGAUGCCAAAGUUCAGGUAUGGAAAUUGUACAUGUUGGAAAGAAGUUGAACGUGUCUAUUGGAGGUGGCCGAAGGGGGACUUGAUUAUGCCCUCCCAGAUGUGCUUGUGGUGUUGGACGUAAAUAAAAAUGUAUCUGGUGGUGCUAGUUAGCGUUCCCAAUGAUUAGAAGGUCUAGCUGCGGCAGAAGGAAUGAUGAUGGAAUGGUGACCCAAUAAGAAAGAGGUCACAAGGGCAAUCAACCUUAAGGAUGAUCAAGGAUUAUCGAUUGAUUACUAAGGUGAGUGUAAAAGGGGUAAAUUCUAUGCCUUACGGUUUUUCCAGUAUUUACUUUGAGUAUUUUUAAGUGUUGAUUUACGUGAUGUGCAUGCCGUAUUUGAUUCAUGGUUGAUGUUACAUGAUUAUGUUUAAUUAUUUGUCCUUUGCUUGAGCUAUUAUUUGAGGUGGUUUUGUAUGAGCUCUGCCUGAUGUGAAUGUCCAUGAGUUCUUAGUUAAGUUAAAGCUUCCCGUCUAUAAGUUAUUGUUAAAGUUUAAGAAACAAGUUCUUUUUAAGAAGUAACUCACCUUCAAGAAGGUGAAGUCGUUUUAAGUGUUUUUAGUCACUAGCGUCAGUCCGUUGCCAUUUGAGAUUUUCAGAUAGAGAAGCAGUUAUGCUCUUGAGAUAUUUAAGAUGGGCAGCAGUUAUGCCCUUGAGAAUCAUGGUGAAGAGCCACCACGCUAAGUUUAAGAUGUUAGGGGGAUGAAUCGUUACGACUUCCCUAACUAAGUUUAAGUUUAAGGAAAGCCUUGAUGGCUUCUCAUACGUAUGAGUUGGCAACCGGACUAGCUAGUGAGGGAUCCCAGUCUCAGUCAAGUGUUUAAGUUGAGAUUUAAGCUUUAAGAAUGGAGAGUAACAGUUACUCCCAUACAGUUUUAAGAGUUAAGAUUUUUAAGAAUGGAAGUACAAACAACUUCCCUCAGUUUGAGUUUAAGUGUUUGAGAAGAAGUGCAAAAUUAUUAGAAGGUUUAAAACGUAAGAGCGUAGACUGACCCCAACUCACUCACCAGGCCUUAGUAAGGGAAUGAGCGAGAACCAGUUCAGUAGCAGCUAGCUAGAAGAGGAGUUAGAGAGCAGCGAGUUCGAGAGGAGCAGUUUGAGGACAGCCAGCUAGAGGAGGGAAGUACAAGCGCCACUGGGGAUGUCUGGUCAAGGCUUUCAGGAAGUAAUAGCAUUAGAGACUUUUUAGUUGUUUCAGUCUAUGAUUAUGAGUAUAGGCUGGAGAUCAUUUUGAGAUUUUAAAGUUUGAGUUUGCCCAAGUGUCAAGCUUUGUGUUUUAAGUAAUGACAGUUGUUUUCGGUAUUUAUUGAAGUUAUUUAUGAAAUGUUUCCGCUAUUUUUUGCAGUAUCCUCAGUUCUAUUUUAUUUCGCGGUUUAUUGAGGGUAUUUUAGUAAAAGUAGAACCCGGCCGGGUUAGGGUGUUACAACUACAAUGUUAUUGGGAACAAGUGGCUGUACCGCAUCAAACAUCGAAACGACGACAGUAUUGAGCGCUUCAAAACGGGGCUGGUAUCCAAAGGGUUCCAUUAGCGGCCUGACGUCGACCUUCACGAGAUUUUCAACCCAGUUCUCAAACCAGUCAAUGUACGGACGGUUUUCACACUGGCCCUCUCUCAUGACUGGCCCUCUCUAAUUGCCUUAGCUUUCUAUCCCGGUGAAGACUAAUCGUCUGUCGGUUAGCCUGUCUUAGAGGGCUUGGUCAGCUUAAGAGAUUCCAAGCUACUAUAGGAUCUUCCGCAGUUUAACCAACAAUAAAUCAACCAAAGGAAAUUACAACUUGAAUCUAACUAAGGAGCUAGGGGGACUCAUUCCCGAGUGACUCUUCUCUUGCUUUAGAAAACCGAACAAUUUACUGCUUUCUUUCGGUUUAGUUUGAAUGCACCUAUACUCACUUAGUCCCGCUAGAUAAUUGAAUUUCACGGAGUAGGCAGUUGAUCUAGACCCCGCCGUUGCCUGGGAACCUAGGUUAUUGUGGAAACGUGAAAUUUUGUUACUCUAGUUUUUUCUUUACUGCAUUCUCUCUCUUCCACCUGUGUGCCUUUACAGGUCGCUUUUGCUGAUUGUGUGCAGGUAGUGCAUGACCCGUAGCCAGUCGGGAGGUCUACUGCCAUUGGAUCAAGAAUUAGAACGAACUUGUCAUAACUUCAAGUGUUCUUUGAAGGCACGACUGCCUGCGGAGGAAGCUUUGGAGCAGCUGAACAUCAGCCAAGAAGACGACAUGGGAGAUCCCAACAAUGACAAGAACAUUGUUCCUGAUGAGCAUACCAUGGGAUACUACUGGACUGCUAGAGCCGCAGACAUGAGGUCGCCCAUUCAGCACCCUCAAGUUCCAGCUAAUAACUUUGAGGUGAGCACCUCUGUCAUCACCAUGAUGCGCGACUCGAUGGUAUUCCGUGGGAAGGACGAGGAGUGCCCCAGAUCGCACCUACGACGAUUCCACGAGCUGAUCGAUGGAAUCAAGAUUAAUGGGGUUCCUACGGACUUUGUCCAGCUGAGGUACUUCCCCUUCACUCUAGUGGGACAAGCAAAGGAAUGGCUAGACACCCGAGCUCCGGGAUCGAUCACUACAUUUGCCAGCCUGACCGACAAGUUCCUCACCCGACAUCAUUCACCAUCCAAGAUAGCUAACCUGCAGAAGGAGAUUACUCAUUUCACCCAGGAGGAGGAUGAAACCAUUCGGGAUGCUUGGGAGAGGUAUACCAUCCUCUACCUUAAGUGUCCUAACCACAGUUUCAAUGACGCCUUCAAGAUGGCACCUUCUGUUGGGAUAAGAAGCUUCUCAUAAGCAAAUAGUUUAUGUAUUGUGCACUAUGUGAAAAGCUAAUGGUUUGAUUGAGAUUGCAGAAAGAGAAACAUACCUCUUAUGCAGGCUAUACAUAAUCAUAAUGGAAAAGGAAGUUAUCGUGACAAAGCUAUGUCAAAACUACGAUACUCACAACCUUGCUGCUCAAGUUACAAGACAUCAAAUGAGUUGAUUGUGAAAGCUUCUCAAUCCACUGUAGAAGGAAAGAAACUGAAAUGGCAACG